AUGAGCCAAUUAGUCGUCCGGCCAGGACGAAACGCCGCCCGCCAGGCCAAGAAGCUCAAGGAAAUCCGCAAAACGAAGUACGCAAUCCAAUGGCACGAGAGAGAGCGAAAGAAGCGGCAAGAACUCAUGCAGGAGCGAUGGGAGUCAAAGCAAGCCGUCCUGCAGCGCAUCAUGUGGGAAAAUGAAAAUAUCAAGGGCGUCAAGAAACGUGCUUUAGCCAAUGCCAAGGAAGAUUGGAAGUUGGGUCCUUUGAGGCCAAACCGUGCCAUUGGCCCAAAUGCAGACAAGUACGGCGCUCUCACAUCGUCUCAGAUGCAGAAACCAGAAAUCUCCGCCAAGACACAAAAGAAUCGCAAUGUUGUAAGAGAGAGGAAGGGAAUGGAGCUUGAGUAUCCGUUGGUUGUCGAUGAUAAGAAAUACUUUCCUAUUGUCCAAAAUGACCGUGUUGUUAUUCUUAAGGGUAAAGAUGCUGGCAAGAUUGGUGUUGUACAAGAUAUCAUCCCCCGGACUCACGAUGUCAUUGUAAAGGGCUUGAAUAUGCAAUAUUACGACUCCAAUGUCUUCAGUGCUGCCAACGAAGACAUGGGUCCGAAGCAUCCAAACGAGGUGCCACUUCCUCUAGACCACGUUCGCCUUGUAAUACCCUCUGAAAUCAGUCAAGGAGGUGCAAAGCGUUACAAGGACGUUAUCGUAGAAAAGAUUUUCAUGGAGCGACACACAACUGGCAUUGAUCCCUACACCGGGACUGAUUACGGCAGCUCAGAAAUCCCAAAGGAACAUCAAUAUGACCCUCGCAACGGCCUGCCUAUCUUCCAUCGCUACAUUUCAGGUACAAGCCACCGAAUCGAAUGGCCAUGGGAACGCGAGGAAUGGACUGAAGAUGUCGAUGUCACGAAUGGGCAAAGUACAGAUAACCGCUCAUGGCUGCGGAAGACCAUGUCCACCAUUGCUCAACCUUUCUCUGGCCUGGACCGCUGGCGAAGCAGCAACAAGCAGAGCAGAGAGCAGCAAGAUUCGAGUGCCCUGAAGACAGACGAUAUUGAAGAAAACUUCACAAAGAUUGAAAAGGAGCAACAAGACAGAUUCAAGACACAACCUCCAAGAAGCAAGGAUCUCGAACUCCCCGAGGCAUAUGACGAUGUAGAUACAACACGCAACAUCGUCGAGAGAUCAGAGUCCAUGUCCUAUAUCCUCGUCUCACCACCCUUCCCUGACACUCUCGGCGAAGAACUCCGCGGCGACAUCCACGACCUCUCCAUCAAGGCGAAGAAGGAACGAGAUCCCCAGGCGCCGCGCGUUAAGAUCGCCAGGCACUCUGAACAAGGCGCACUCGCACGAGAGAUUGCAAAGCAGCAGAAGAAAGCUGCUGAGGCAAUGAAGACGCCCAUGCAGUUGCGGUGGGAGCUGGAGCAAAGGAAGAAAGCAGAGGCGUCGAAGAAGCAGCCUCUUGUGGAUCAGGAAACCUUGCUGGCUGCGCUGGGCCAACACAUGCAGAAGAAAGCUGCAAAGCCAUACCUAGGCAAGAAGCAGAUUGCUGCUCAAAACCAGGAACUGGACUAA
Bipolaris maydis ATCC 48331 is the source of this 1560-nucleotide messenger RNA. RefSeq names its product mitochondrial 54S ribosomal uL24m domain-containing protein. NCBI's taxonomy places the organism in Eukaryota, Fungi, Ascomycota, Dothideomycetes, Pleosporales, Pleosporaceae. Gene Ontology annotation, biological process: translation. The record is from RefSeq and is a predicted model, not a curated record. Gene Ontology annotation, molecular function: structural constituent of ribosome; RNA binding. Gene Ontology annotation, cellular component: mitochondrion; ribosome.